Molecule: messenger RNA, 3075 nt
Organism: Anopheles coustani
Lineage: Eukaryota; Metazoa; Arthropoda; Insecta; Diptera; Culicidae
Gene: TTLL3A
Product: tubulin glycylase 3A
Exons: 3
Coding region: 1-3075 (1024 amino acids)
Biological process (GO): protein polyglycylation; cilium movement; cilium assembly
Cellular component (GO): cilium
Molecular function (GO): protein-glycine ligase activity, initiating
Source: RefSeq, a predicted model, not a curated record
AUGGGGAUGGAGGAAGAGUUGAAUAGCUGCAGCAGCAGCGACAGUGGUUCCAGCAGCAGUAGCAGCAGCCGGGCGAGCUGUAGCACCAGUAAUAGUACGACGGGCCGCGCUAGCCUCAGCAACAGCAACUGCCACAGCGACAGUGAUAAGGCCAGCAGUGUGUGCAGCAGUGAAAACGAUAAGGAUAACGAAAGUGAAUCGGAGAAGAAAGUUACCCAGCCCUCGGGAGCUUCGUCGGAGGAGGAAGAAGAGAAGGGAGCGGGAGGAAAGGAGAGCGGUACUAGCUCUAGUGCCGGUGGAGAUGGAGAAGGGCGCAAUGAGCCGGAAGGGCAGGGAGGUGGUAAGGCGGACCGGGCGGUCGCCAUGGCCAAAGUGAUCGAGGGCAAUCUGGGGCCGCUGACGGCGACGGUGAAAUUCAUCAACCCGUACAAGAACAACUGGAUCAAUGCCGACCGGUUGAACGAGCUGCGGAAGAAGGUGCAGGACGCGACCAAGCACCACCGGGUGUUCCUGCUGCGCGGGUCCUUCCACACCGUCCGGCGGGCGCUGGUCGAGCGCGGCUGGGUGGAGAAGCUGGACGGGUUCCGGGUGAAGGCGCAAGCGUCCACCUCCUCGUCCGGGUUCAUCCUGGAGGACCUGGUGUCGCAGCUGCCGGAGCGCAAGCCGGGCGAGUCGCGCAAGAACCACAUCGCCAAGUGCGAGCGCAGCAUCAUGUCGCGCUUCCUCGAGCACACGCCGAUCGACUUCCUGUGGACGGCGCGGCGCGAGAAGGCGGACUGGCUCGACCUGACGAAGAACUCGGCGCUCAUCAUCAACCGGUUCGCGAAGGCGCCGUUCACUACGAAGGAAGGCCUCUGCUCGGCGCUGCACGAUUUCCAUUGGUUCUACGAGGAGGGCAUGUCCGAGACCUACUUUCCCCGGUGCUACAACGUCUGGAACCCGGAGGAGUUGAACGAGUUCGUCGACAACUUCCGGCUGACGGCGUCGAUGGGGCUGCUCAAGUGGCUCGUCGAGCGGCACGCGACCGAGGAGGGCCUCGGCGCCAUCAUCGCAGACGAUGGCAACGUGCCGAGCACGUGCAUUACCUUUGCUCUGACGCGCUGCAAGGAGUACCUGGACUACUGCCUGCACAACGACAUCGACCUCGAGGAGGACGCGAAGGUGUGGGACCACGACUGGGACGUCUUCCUCACGCACCACUACCUGCUCACGCACGAGGACAACCGGAUACAGCUGCUCAAGGAGGAGCGCGACGCGGACGCGAUCGACCAGUACCUCGCCGAGGCGAAAUCAGUGCUGGAGCAGAUCAAGGGCUACUGGCCGCAGUACGCCCUCGACGGGUACCUCAACAUCUGGAUCGUGAAACCCGGCAAUAAGUGCCGUGGCCGCGGGAUCCAUCUCAUGAACAACAUCAAGCAAAUCAUCGCCAUGGUAAAUCCGCCGAUCGUCAGCAAAACACGCUACGUCAUACAGAAAUACAUCGAGCGGCCGCUCAUCAUCCACAACACCAAGUUCGACAUCCGGCAGUGGUUUAUGAUCACCAGCGUGCAGCCGCUCAACAUCUGGUUCUACAAGGAAAGCUACCUACGCUUCAGCUCGCAGCAGUACAAUCUCAUGAACUAUCACGAAUCGGUGCACCUGACGAACCACGCGAUCCAGAAGAAGUACCACAACGCGGUCCGGGACGAGCGGUUGCCGCACGAGAACAUGUGGGACUGCCACACGUUCCAGGCGUACCUGCGCCAGAUCGACAAGUACGAGAUGUGGUCGGAGCGCAUCUACCCCGGCAUGCAGAAGGCAAUCAUCGGGUCCCUGCUGGCCUGCCAGGACAACAUGGACCGGCGGCCGAACACGUUCGAGCUGUACGGGGCGGACUUUAUGAUCACCGAGGACUUCUACCCGUGGCUGAUCGAGAUCAACUCCAGUCCGGAUCUCGCACCGAGCACGAGCGUCACGGCGCGCCUUUGUCCGCAGUGCGUUGAGGAUACGAUCCGAGUGGUCAUCGACCGACGGAGUGAUCCGAACGCGUUGACCGGCUCGUUCGAGUUGAUUUACAAGCAGGUGAUACCGAAAACGCCGGCCUACAUGGGACUGAACCUGCAGCUGCGCGGCCACCGCAUCACGCCGAAGAGCUCGAUGAAGAAGGACCGCAUGCGAAUGCUGCCACUGAAGCCGGUGCAGAACGUGCUCCAGGUGUCCCGGCUGGCGACCUCGGCGGCGGCCAGCUCCGUGGUGAAACAGGCCGCCUCGCCGGUCAUCAUGGAUCUCAUCGAGUGCAUGCAGUUCCGCGACGGCAAACCCGACGAGGACAUGGUGCUGCCCGGCGGUGCCGGCCGCCACCACCACGUCCGCGCUGGACCGUGUGGCGUCACCUCGGCCACGCUCUACAAGCGUUCGAACUUUUCGCACAAGAGCACCAACCUGCGGUACGACUUCGAGAAGAAGAAAUCGUACAUCAUCUCGAAGACGGGCGAACUGUUCCGACGCAACGGGGCCACCGGGGGCGGGGCCAAGUACCUGACCGACGGCGAAACGUACAUCGACAGCGUGGAGGCGUGGGAGCGGGCGACGACUAGCUUCUUCCAGCACAACUUCUCCGGCGCGCUGAGUUCGCAGCUAGCGGCCGCCAUCGAGCCCACGGAAGCGCGGACGACGCCUCGCUGUUCGAUCAAGAUCACGGACUGCUGCGACGACCACCACUCGCUCGGGCUGAACGGUGACGCCGAGCGGCGCACCGGAAGUGUGGAGAACCUGUCCUCCGCCACCACCACCGGAACCGCCAGCGCACAGCAGCCGAGCGGGUUCCCCACGGCCAUCCGGUUCGGGAAGGCGUCGGGAGGCCCCCGGUCCUCGGCGGCCACCACCUCGAACAACUUCUACACGCUCGGGUUCAGCCUGCGGGCGCGGCCACCGAAGCUGGCACGCUCGGGCACCAAACUGCACCACGCACAAUCAGCCGAGGACCUCUCGUCGUCGUCGGCGUCGUCGUCGUCGCUGUCACCGCCGCACCAUGCGGCACGUUCUGGCACGGACCACCACCACCACGGCGCCACCGGACCGUCGGCGGCUUUCUAG